GGCAAAGAUCUGGGCAGCUUCCCCGCCAUGUGGACCUCCUCAGCACAAUGUCAGCUGGAGACCAUUAGAUUAUCUAUUGCUGACGAUAUCACACAAUCAAAGUGGGGUGGUUUCUUGACCUCACAACCUAAGCUUCGGCACUUGGCGAUAUAUUAUGCCGAAAGUUUCGAGGUGCCCCCCAUACCCUCACUCAAAUCUGUGAAGGUUGAACUCAUGUGUGGGCAUGUCCGCUUUCAUGACAACAUGUCGUCCACUCUACAAGCAUUGGAAUAUCUUUCUCUCGGAGGUGUUUACGACACAAUAUCCCUGUUAGACAUGCCAUCUUUGAAGCAGCUCCGUUGUUCCGGUGUGCAAAAAUUAGUUAUGGAUUCGGAAUUUCCAAAUCUUACGGACCUCAGCUUGAAUUCCAUACACAAUUUCAUUCCUCCUACGAUUCCACUCCCUUCCUUAUCAAAGCUCCGUAUGGUGGGUGUGCCGCUGCAUCUUGCACGAGGAUGCACAACGCUCACCUCCGUGGAAUUCCUGGACCGUGCUUUAGUUUGGCCGCGUCGACCUCACGAUCUGGAAUCGCUCAAGGAUUCUGCAUUGUCACUUCGCAGCUUGACCAUUAGUGAGGACCAUAGAUCGGACAGCGAAAUUCCGCCAUCCUACCAAGUAAUCAGGACAUUCACCUUCCUCACCGAUUUGACGAUCAGAUUCCACUUUAUUCCAGUUCAGCUCUGCUGGUCCCCUCUCGACCAAAAAUGUCCUACCAGUUCUUUAUUUGGCGUUGUAAAAUCGUUAAAACACCUUCAAACGCUCUCCUGGGAAGUCACCGUGUCACUAGUGAACCCGACCGAGGAGGAGACCACGGAUUACCUCGAUGAGGGGAUUGUGCGUUGGCUCGAUGACAUGUCGGAUGGCUACGCACGUGUCAAUCCCUCGCUCCUCCAUGCCGAAUUCCGUUGUCACGGCGGCGGUACUGAUUCAUGUCUUUUUUUGUUUUUUUUUUCAAGCUCUGUUGUAUCAUCUCUUUCCGUGCUCUCCUCGAUCUGCCGAUUCACCUAGCUAGCUAGGCGUUUAACUUUUUGAUCGAUUUGCAUCUUUUCCAUGGACCGAAACCUGCAGCACAACAAGUACCAUGAUUAUCGCCAUGUAUGGAUCACUUCAACCUAACGUGCGUCUAACUACGCGUUGUGCUGCAUGCAUCCUGGCUUGCAUUAUAGUUGAACGACCUCUAUGUAGACCAACGGUGCGGCGCGCGGGGGGGCAGUCGGAACGAUUGUCCCGAUC
Cantharellus anzutake is the source of this 1272-nucleotide messenger RNA. RefSeq lists its product as uncharacterized. Lineage: Eukaryota; Fungi; Basidiomycota; Agaricomycetes; Cantharellales; Hydnaceae. The record is from RefSeq and is a predicted model, not a curated record. The annotation marks the transcript as partial. The transcript is spliced from 4 exons.